Molecule: messenger RNA, 543 nt
Organism: Rotaria sordida
Lineage: Eukaryota; Metazoa; Rotifera; Eurotatoria; Philodinida; Philodinidae
Source: the annotation of a GenBank genome assembly
AUGAGUGAAGUUAUAGAGAGGAGUGUGAUAAAAGAAAAUAUAAAUAAAAUAUAUACACAACAACGAAUAUUGGAUAUAACAAAAUUAAAUAUUGAAAAUAUUUCCGCAAUAGUUCAAUUGUCAAUAGAAGAACAUUUAUCUGAUCAUCAAGAGAAAAAUCUAUCUUGUCAAGUAAAUUCAAUAAAAUCAAUGGAUAAUGAGCUAAGUCACCUAGAAACAAAUUCUUCGAUAGAUCAACAAAUUGAAAUAAGACAAAAUCAACAACAAGACGCUUUAUUAAAGAAUCAUAUUGACAAACAAGAUAAUCAAUUUAUAAAAGAUUCAUCCGAAAAUAAACAAGAAAAAUCAUCUUUAUCAAUGAUAGAAAAGAAAAUUUUGAAGAAAAAACGGCGUCGAUCUCAAAAGUCUAUUUUGACAUCAAAACGACGUACACAAAAACAAUCAAAAUCAAUGAAAAAUAAUGAAAUUCAAUGGUGGAUUAACAAAUAUUCAAUUGAACCAAUAUCAAUUUAUCUUCAUAGAGUUAAUAAACCAACUAAUUAA